This is a messenger RNA of Dicentrarchus labrax (European seabass), 1942 nucleotides long. Its product is annotated as transmembrane protein 272. NCBI's taxonomy places the organism in Eukaryota, Metazoa, Chordata, Actinopteri, Moronidae. Bases 317 to 871 code for a protein of 184 amino acids. The record is from RefSeq and is a predicted model, not a curated record. The transcript has 5 exons.
AAAAAAAUCAUAAAAGUGUGGUUUGCAAGAGAAAUAGAGGGACACCAUGUGACUGGUUCGUGGUUUAGAAAACACUUUGCACGCGGAUUCGGAUAAGGGAAAUAGAUUGUAUCAUUAUUUCCUCCAAGCUGAACACAGAGAGGAUUGCGAAACAGUUGUUGAAAUGCUUUGGCCUCGAACAACAUGUCUUAACAUCCUGACAAAACACCAAAGGAUAUUAACAAAGCUGAGACUGUUAAGAAGGGAUUAGUGCAUAGUGAGUACUGGAAGAAGAAAAAAAAGGCUUUAAAGUGUCUCCGUUCAGAGCUGGACAGAUAUGGAUGAAGAGGUGCAAUUCAGGCCUCAAAGCGCCGUGCUGAUUUCAACAACAAUUGUGGUGAAUAUUAUUUGGUGGAUGGUUAUGAUUGCAGCCAUUUAUCUGGGGGCUACACAUCUGGGCCAUUGUCCACUACAGCCCAACAUCCCCAUCUACCUGAUAGUGCUGGGAGCAGGCAGCAUCGUCUCUCUGUGUAUGACCUACACCAGGAGCAUAAGGAAGGAAGGAUGUAUCUACAUCUUGACCUCGGUCUGCACAGCCCUCCUGCACCUCCUCAGUUUCUGCUGGUUCAUCGCAGGUACCGUCUGGGUUUAUACUAUAUAUCCUCCCAACUACAAAUCUGGAUUCGCCCCGUACUGCCAGAAGACAACCUACCUGUUCGCCUUCGUUGUCACCACCCUUGUGUGGGCCACUAUGGCUCUCAUGUUUGUCUGCGGUUUUUGCUUCAGUUUUGUGACCUGCUGUACGACUGUAACUGCGAGACACAGACUGAUACCGAGCCGCAGUAGUUUCUAUGGUGCGGUGAGUGACGAACCCACUGCCGGUGAUGUGUGAUUUAAAGGUCCAGUGUGUAACAUUUAGGAGGAUCUAUUGGCAGGAAUGGAAUAUAAUAUAAUAUAUUCAUAGAUAUGUUUUCAUUAGUGUAUAAUCACCUGAAUGUUACCUUAGAAUGAAUUGUUUUUAUCUACACCACGGGUCGCUUUCCGUGGAUGCAGCCAUGUUGAACCGCCAUGUUUCUACAGUAGCUCAGAACAGACAAACCAAACACUGACUCUAGAAAGGGCCUCGUGUUCACAGCCUGUGAACUAACUAAACUCCCACUAAAUCCUACACACUGGUCUUUUAAAUAACACACACAAGCUACAAAUCAGAGAAUAUGCACAUUUUACCUUAUAACUAGUCUCAUUCUUCGCUUCCACCUUUGUUCCUGUCUCCAAAUGUCUCCAGACCUUGACGUUGGUUUUAGGACCAAAAGUUUUGACUGAUCCUGCUGCUGAGGGUUAUUUUUAUUAUAUGUGCUAGUUUUUAUACAGUAUGUAUAAAUGGGGUUGGCAGCUACAAGUAAAAGUACUGAAACAGCAGCUCUUAAAACUGAUUUUUCUUCCUGCAAUCUUCCUGUAAACGCUUGAACAAAUGUGCCUUACGUCACUUGAGACAUAAGUAAACUUUUUGCAACAUUUUGAUGAAGUUUUCUGUCCAGUUUAAUUCAAUAUUACUUGGCGGGCCACCGUUGUCAAAAUCUAUAAGACCUGCUAAAAAAAAAAAAAACACCACAUCACUUUCACAUAACUGCACUGUCACAUCACAUGCUUCCUGUUGACACCCAAAAACAAACAGAUAACAUUUGUGCCAACAGAAGAUAAGUUGUUAGAUAAUUUGGUGGACGUUAAUGUUGAUUCAGUAUUGAAAUGGAAAAUAAUUUCUUAAUUUUUAAUAUUCUACUCUGCUGUGUGUGUGUGUGUGUGUGUGUGUGUGUGUGUGUGUGUGUGUGUGUGUGUGUGUGUGUGUGUCCUGGGUACUAUUAAGAACCAAAGGAUUGUCUGGUUGGCUUGUCACUACCACCAGUAGUUAUAUGGUACGAGAUGAAGAUGAUGAUGGUCUUGAAUAAAGAUGUGCUGGCUUUAA